Schizophyllum commune H4-8 is the source of this 1099-nucleotide messenger RNA. RefSeq names its product carbon-nitrogen hydrolase. Bases 54 to 965 code for a protein of 303 amino acids. Gene Ontology annotation, cellular component: mitochondrion. NCBI's taxonomy places the organism in Eukaryota, Fungi, Basidiomycota, Agaricomycetes, Agaricales, Schizophyllaceae. Gene Ontology annotation, molecular function: omega-amidase activity. Gene Ontology annotation, biological process: L-glutamine metabolic process; oxaloacetate metabolic process. The transcript has 10 exons. The record is from RefSeq and is a predicted model, not a curated record.
GUUCGACUCAUCACUCGCAAUCACCCUGUCACUGCUUAGCGCUAAUCCACACCAUGUCCAUCCUAAGCAAGGCACCAGCUCUGAAGCCAUUCACCCUCGCGCUGGUGCAGCUGGGCCAGAUUGGCUCGAACAAGACCGAGAACCUGAAGCAUGCGCGGGACAUGGUCCUUAGAGCAGCCGCUGGCAAGGACGGCAAGAAGCCGAACCUCAUCGUCCUCCCCGAAUGCUUCAACUCUCCCUACGGCGCGCAGCACUUCCCCAUCUACGCCGAGAAGAUAGGUUACGUGCCCGGGCAGGCCUACGAUGUCUCCUCGUCCACCUCCGAAAGUGUCCAGAUGCUCUCCUCCGUCGCAAAAGAGACAGGCAGCUGGCUCAUCGGGGGCACCAUCCCCGAGAAAGCAGACGACACGUUCUACAACACCUGCACGGUGUACAGCCCGAAGGGGGAGCUGGUCGCGCUGUAUCGGAAGGUCCACCUCUUUGAUAUAGACAUACCGGGGAAGAUCACGUUUAGGGAAAGUGAUACCCUUACGGGAGGUAGCUCAUUGGGCUACUUCGAUACAGAGUUCGCACGUAUCGGCCUCGGAAUUUGCUAUGACGUCCGAUUCCCCGAACUGGCCAUGAUAAACGCGCGGAAGGGCGCACAAGUCCUAAUCUACCCCGGCGCCUUCAACCUCACGACGGGACCUCUGCAUUGGGAACUCCUGCAGCGUGCACGCGCCGUUGACCAACAGGUGUUCUUCUCUAUGUGUAGUCCCGCUCGCGACCUAUCGGCCGGGUACCACGCAUGGGGGCACUCGAUGUUGGUGGACCCGAUGGCCCGUGUCGUAGCAGAAGCAGGCGAAGGAGAGGAAAUUGUCUUUGUUGACAUAGACCCCAAAGUCUUCGACGAGUCGCGAGCUGGUAUUCCGGUCAACACCCAGCGGCGCUUUGAUGUGUACCCUGACGUAGCGGCCGGCCAAUAGGCGGUGGAAUGUAAGGCUACUGAGACGGUAUACCUGUAAGUACACAGUUGUAAAUGUAAGACUGCUUGUUGGUCGUGAAUACAACCUCGGCAAUGUGGUAUGUCCUGGAAAGGCAAUUUAUGGAUAUUCGCCGG